UUGUCACGUGCGCCGCGUGACAAGGUGCAGUGGUUGAAGGAUGGUAAACCGUUGGGUCGUACUCCGGACCGUGUUCGUGUGGAGGAGGCUUCGGAUGGUCGAGUGCAUCGGAUUGUGUUCAGCGCAUUGGAAGACGGUGAUUUGGGUGUUUACACAAUUCGCGUGAAUGGUUUGAGUAGCGAGGCGCGAGUGGAUAUGAAGGUGGCACCUGUGUUGCGUUUGACGGAGAAGUUCAGGGACAAGGUGAUAUUGAAAGCUGGAGCGUCAGCUGUGCUGGAGAUUCCGUUCGCAGCGAGUCCGAAACCGAAGGUGGAGUGGGUGUGGAGACCGCGGGUACGUCCGGAUUCGGAGCCGGGUGCGAGUCAAACUCCGCGCUUCAAACCGGAUGUGGUGUCUGGUUUGACAUCGUUGCCGUUGGGUAAGGUGAAGCGGGAAGACGCUGGUGACUACGUGGUGACGAUUAGUAACGAGUUGGGCGAAGUGUCAGUGUCGGUGCAAUUGAUUGUGCUGGACAAGCCGUCGGCGCCUCGUCAGCCUGAAGUGAGGGAGAACACGGGCGAACGUGUGGUGUUCUACUGGUUGGAACCGGAAUUCCUCGGCCUCAGUGUGGACGUGUCGGCGGCGGAAGGGUUGACGUACGUGGUGGAGAUGCGUGAGGCGACUCAACGUGUGGGCAAGCCGGUGACGACAACCAGUGAGUUGCAGACACCGAUCGAAGGUCUUCAGUUGAACAAGUCGUACAUCUUCAGUGUGGCAGCGAAGAACGAAGUUGGACAGUCGGAGUUUGUCGAUACGAAACCGGUGUCGACCAAACUGGAAUACGGUCCUCCACGUAGUCCGACCAACGUGAAGGCGGUGGUGAAUCCGGCGCGGGCUGCAGUAUCGGAGCAGAGCAUCGAACUGACGUGGGAGCAACCGACGGACGAGGCGAGUGGUGCUGGGCCAGUGUCGAAUUUCUACAUCGAGAUGAAGCCAUCGGAUUCGACGCGUUGGCAAGAGGUAGCGGCGGAGUUCACUGUGCCCGAACCACAUUGCACUGUGUCGUGCAAGGGUAUGAAGGAGUUCACGAAGUACGAGUUUCGUGUGACGUCGGAGAAUAAGGCGGGCAAGAGCAAGCCAUCGGAACCUUCGAAUCCGGUGGAACUGGGAAUCCCGCUGGAGUUCGUUCGCCCACUGACCGAUGUGGCAGUGACCGAAGUGACUGGUGAGCCGGUGGUGCUGGAAUGCGAGUUGUCACGUGCGCCGCGUGACAAGGUGCAGUGGUUGAAGGAUGGUAAACCGUUGGGUCGUACUCCGGACCGUGUUCGUGUGGAGGAGGCUUCGGAUGGUCGAGUGCAUCGGAUUGUGUUCAGCGCAUUGGAAGACGGUGAUUUGGGUGUUUACACAAUUCGCGUGAAUGGUUUGAGUAGCGAGGCGCGAGUGGAUAUGAAGGUGGCACCUGUGUUGCGUUUGACGGAGAAGUUCAGGGACAAGGUGAUAUUGAAAGCUGGAGCGUCAGCUGUGCUGGAGAUUCCGUUCGCAGCGAGUCCGAAACCGAAGGUGGAGUGGGUGUGGAGACCGCGGGUACGUCCGGAUUCGGAGCCGGGUGCGAGUCAAACUCCGCGCUUCAAACCGGAUGUGGUGUCUGGUUUGACAUCGUUGCCGUUGGGUAAGGUGAAGCGGGAAGACGCUGGUGACUACGUGGUGACGAUUAGUAACGAGUUGGGCGAAGUGUCAGUGUCGGUGCAAUUGAUUGUGCUGGACAAGCCGUCGGCGCCUCGUCAGCCUGAAGUGAGGGAGAACACGGGCGAACGUGUGGUGUUCUACUGGUUGGAACCGGAAUUCCUCGGCCUCAGUGUGGACGUGUCGGCGGCGGAAGGGUUGACGUACGUGGUGGAGAUGCGUGAGGCGACUCAACGUGUGGGCAAGCCGGUGACGACAACCAGUGAGUUGCAGACACCGAUCGAAGGUCUUCAGUUGAACAAGUCGUACAUCUUCAGUGUGGCAGCGAAGAACGAAGUUGGACAGUCGGAGUUUGUCGAUACGAAACCCGUGUCAUCUAAGCCUGCCUUUGGUUUUUUUCCCCAGGUAUUUGUGUUUUUUACUUUUUAA
Dicrocoelium dendriticum is the source of this 2091-nucleotide messenger RNA. The record is from the annotation of a GenBank genome assembly. NCBI's taxonomy places the organism in Eukaryota, Metazoa, Platyhelminthes, Trematoda, Plagiorchiida, Dicrocoeliidae.